ACUACACUAAAAAUUUGUUCAAGCUUCAAACAAGUGUGAACAACAACCACUAGUAAACCUCUAGGCAACAAAUUGCUUUAUCACAACACACACCAAAAUCCACACAACUCGCCCUGAAAUAUCCAAUCACCAAAUCCUAAUAGGAGUACAAACCAACACAAAACCCAUAUUCUUCUUUUUCUUCAUUCAUCAAUGGCGAUGGCGACUCAAUCGCCAUUUCUCUUCAAUCCAACUUCAAAACCCAUCAGUUUUUUCACUCCUUCCAAUCUCAAUUUGAAAACUUAUCUCCCCACAAUUACCUGUAAUGCUUCAAUCAAACCUCCACCACCCGAAUUCGACUUCCGUUCUUCUCAAAUUUCUUCUCUUUCUCGUUCCACAAUUUCAGAAAUUUACCCUGAAUUGUUGGAUUUAGCUGAUAUGGGUUGUUUAGUCUUGGUCCAGAAACAUCAAUUCGGGCCUGUACCCGCUUGGAGGUCGGAAUUUGUGGAGCCUGAUGAGAUAUGGUUGGUGGGUACUACUCAUAUUGAUCAAGCUUCCUCUUUGCAUGUUGAUCGAGUUGUUCGAACUCUACAACCUGAUAAUGUUGUUGUUGAACUUUGCCGCAGCAGAGCUGGGAUCAUGUACACUUCAAGCAGCAGUCAGCCAGGAAAUCAACUGAGCUCGAGUAUGUUUUCCUUAAGCGGUGCAGAAUUUUUUGGUGCAGUUGGCCGUAGCAUAAACUUGGGGGGGCAAACGGCACUGGCACUAAGGCUAUUGUUGGCUGUCUUCUCAUCAAAGAUUUCUUCAGAUGUUGAUCGACCUUUUGGAGACGAGUUUCGUGUUGCUCGGAUAGUUUCUGAAGAAAUCGGUGCUCAAAUAGUGUUGGGGGAUCGACCCAUUGAAAUUACUCUCGAGAGGGCAUGGGACUCACUGAAAUGGGCCGAAAGAAUUAGCUUAGUUGGUUCAGUCAUCCGUGGAAUCACUUCCACAUCAGCUGCUUCCAGAGACAAUGUGAAGGAAUUGGGUACUGAUGAUAACCCGUAUCAGCUUUAUGAAAAACUAAGCUCCGCUUAUCCUUCCCUUGUACAGCCACUUAUACUCGAGCGCGACACGUACCUAGCAUGGUCUCUGAAACGGAGCAAAGCUGUAAAUAACUGUAAGAGAGUGGUAGGAGUAAUCGGAAAAGGCCACUUGAAUGGAGUGAUAUAUGCACUUGUUUCGGACCUAGGAGAUCUACGCUUUCGAGACUUAGCCGGGAAACGAGCUGGUGCUGAUAUUCCUAAUGCUUGGAUCGGUAAAGUUCUUAAAGAUUUGGCUAGGGAUACACUAAUUGGGAUUAUUCUUUGGGCAUUGUAUGAGCAACUAAAAUCUAGCUUUUGAUGAGUUGCAGAUUUUACUCAUUUAGUGAUCCAAUUUUUUGACUAAGGUGACUUGUAUAUGUAUAAUUCUAGAGCUUUAUAGUAAUUGAUAUUGUUUUUUAUGGCUAAUGUAAUAAUUUAAUAGAAGUAAUUCAUGUCAUUGAAACUUUUUUGUAUGGAUUUUUAUUUUGAAUAUCAUCCAUAAAUUUUUUAUUUUGAAGUGAA
Molecule: messenger RNA, 1562 nt
Organism: Amaranthus tricolor (Joseph's coat)
Lineage: Eukaryota; Viridiplantae; Streptophyta; Magnoliopsida; Caryophyllales; Amaranthaceae
Exons: 7
Coding region: 193-1359 (388 amino acids)
Source: RefSeq, a predicted model, not a curated record